UCAAACAACACAGUAUCCUUAUCAUCCCUCCCCCCAACUUGGACAACAACAGCCCUAUCUUCCAAAUGACAUAAAAUAAAGAAAGAAAUAAAAAGAAGAAGAAGAAAACAUCUCUUACUCCUCUCCAUGGAUACUCUGUCAAGUUCAGUUUCCACCAUUAAAGUCCCUACCUUUCAUUCCACUGCUUCUUCUCGGGAACUCUGUAAUUUCAAGUCUACUUCUACUCUAUACACUCCAAACUCCCUCCUCUUCUCCACCCCCAAGUCCAUCUCCAGCACCAACUCAAUCUCCACCAAGCCCAACUCUUUCAACAACCCCAUUUCCCCAUCCCCAUCUCGGCCCUCCUCCCCAUCUUACUCGGCGAUUCACAGGAAAGCCUCCGCCGGUUACGCCGCGGCGCUGCUUGACAUAGCACAACACAACAACUCGGUUGACUUGGUCGGGAAGGACGUGGAGAGAUUGUCCAAGCUUCUAAAGAACAAUCGGGUUCGGGUCGUUUUGUCCGACCCGUUUUUGGGUGAGGAAGAAAAGGGUCGAUUGGUCAAGGGGUUAGUAAAGAAGGGAGGGUUUAAUAGGCACUUGGUGCGUUUAGUAAAAAUGUUGGUUGGGAAAAACAAGGUGGGUCUUUUAGGUGAAGUGUUGGAGGAGUUCGACAGGGUUUAUGACGAGGUUUUGGGGACUCAAAUGGUUUUGGUUUCGUCGAAAAGUAAAAUGGAGGAAGAACACUUAUCUGGGAUUGCUCGAAGGAUUCAGAAGCUUACUGGGGCUGUUAAGGUUAAGGUGAGGAAUUUGAUUGGUGUCGGUUAUCAUCACAAUUGGGAUUCGUUUGCUGUUUAAAAAAGGCCUUGUUCUGAUCUGUAGUCACCGCUCUCUUGUUCUAAUGAAACAGAGGUUUUUUUUUUUUUUGUAUGAACACAUGUAAGAAUGAUAUUUGAUUGUUUAGGACUUUAGGCUACUCUUUAAAUAACACGUUUGAAUCUGUGAUAUGUAAUUUCAACAGUUUGAAUGUUUGAAUUUGUGUAAAAUACAUCUUCAACUAA
Humulus lupulus (European hop) is the source of this 1040-nucleotide messenger RNA. Its product is annotated as ATP synthase subunit delta, chloroplastic-like. NCBI's taxonomy places the organism in Eukaryota, Viridiplantae, Streptophyta, Magnoliopsida, Rosales, Cannabaceae. Gene Ontology annotation, cellular component: chloroplast thylakoid membrane. The transcript has a single exon. The coding region runs from base 127 to 837 and encodes 236 amino acids. Gene Ontology annotation, molecular function: proton-transporting ATP synthase activity, rotational mechanism. Gene Ontology annotation, biological process: photosynthetic electron transport in photosystem II; proton motive force-driven ATP synthesis; photosynthetic electron transport in photosystem I. The record is from RefSeq and is a predicted model, not a curated record.